Morchella sextelata is the source of this 462-nucleotide messenger RNA. RefSeq lists its product as uncharacterized. The record is from RefSeq and is a predicted model, not a curated record. Bases 1 to 462 code for a protein of 153 amino acids. Lineage: Eukaryota; Fungi; Ascomycota; Pezizomycetes; Pezizales; Morchellaceae. The transcript has 2 exons.
AUGCACGACUACCGCUCGCACGCCCUCCUGCAACAACUCCCCCUCUCCGUCUCCCCCUUCAUCCACCUCCCCACAGCCGUAACGCUCCCCUACACCUUCCAGACGCUCCCCAGCACGCUCCCGCCGGCCUCCCCCUCCCCACCCAGUAUCGUCUCCCCCUCCGGCGCCAUGACCACCACCCCGCAGGCCGUCAUCCAGAGCUGCCAGAGCCUCGUCGCCCACCUGCAGGCGCAGCGCGAGAAGGCCGCCGCAGAGGUCGCCGAGUGGGAGAAGACUAUCGCGGAGAGGGAGCUGAACGAGAAGAGGAGGGUUGCGCCGGGGUACUUGGAUACCGGGAUGAGAAUGCUGGAGCCCGUGAGGAGGGGUGGUGAGCAGCAGCAGGGGGGUGAGGGGCUGAGGGGCGCGGAGGGAAGGGAGGGGGGCGAGGAGCUGGAUAGGGUGUUUGGUAGGAUGGGGGUGUAG